Messenger RNA from Linum tenue, 3066 nucleotides. Lineage: Eukaryota; Viridiplantae; Streptophyta; Magnoliopsida; Malpighiales; Linaceae. The record is from the annotation of a GenBank genome assembly.
CUUGCUUUCCGCCCAAGCAAAAAUUAAUUAAAAUAGAAAUUGAGAGAGAGAAAAAAAAUCAAGCGAAAGAGAGAGGAAGAGAGAGAAGAGAGCAGAGCAGCGUAUCCAUCACCAGGGAGGUUUCCGCCGACUUAAAUUUCCGCUACCGUCAACGGAGUCGGAAUCUUCCUCUUUAUCUUUCUUUUUUUUUUAUAUUACCGCCUCUCUCUUCUUAGAAGCGGACAAGCGGCGUCGUUUCAUCCCCUAUACCCUCUCCGCUUCAUACUGUUCCGUCCUCCACCUCUCCCUCUCUCUCCGCCUUUUAAUAUUAGGGUUUUUAUCGCCUAAUCGGAACGUCGGCGGAGCAGAAGAAGCACUCCUCGUCCGUCCAAAUCGAUCCUCCACCAUCCCCUUAUCGGCCCGGAUCAUAUGAUGUAUCAUCGACGGUGUGCAGAGCUAACUCUAGGUUUGUGAGAUAAAUAAGGGAGUUGGCUUACUUCCAGAGAAAGUGUUGAUUGUUCAUAUUAGCAGAGGAUGGACAUGUACAUGAUCAGCUUUAGUUGCAGUGUUAGGUUUCCCCAAAUGGCUCUGAUUGCAUCCUGACUUUCAAACUGGUGGUUGGGGGACAGAGUUGUUGCUUUACUGUAAAUCGAAACUUUUGUACUUCAGGGUUUUAUUAGUGAUAGAUUUAGUAGCUAGACAUGGAAACGAAGUUCGGAAAGGUAUUGGAUAGAAGAAGCAAGGUUAUGCUCGGCUUAAAGAGAAAGCGUGCAUCCCGCUGUGCAGCUAAUUUCGCCAGAGCUUCCCAAACAGUGUUGGCUGACUGUCCUAUGCUGGGAAAACGAAGGAGAGUUAGUGAUUGCUUGGACAAGCCUGCGAGCUGUGGCUUACCUUGCAAGAAAUCCAUACUCCAGCGUUAUUCAAAUUUUUCGAGGACUGGAGUGCCGGCACGUCUUAUGUAUUUUCAGAAUGGUGAAUGGACCGACUUCUCAGAAGAUCUUGUUGCCUUGGUAAGAAAGGAUCUUCAGAUAAAGAAGGCUGUUGUUGAAGUUGAGUUGGAGGGGCGCCAUUAUAUGCUAGAUUUCUUGCAUAUGUGUCAACUUGAUUUGAAGACAGGCUCUCAACUACCAAUUGCUUGGAUUGAUGAAGCUGGUGCCUGCUUCUUUCCGGAAAUAUAUGCCGAUGAUGACGAAUUAAGUAGUGAGGAUUGUGGAAAAGAUCAGUAUGGGCCUCAUGAGAUUAAGCUGCAACUUGAGAUUGAUAUAAAUGGAGUGGACCAGCAGACUAAGUUGGAGUGUAGCGGGGAAUCAAAUGCUCUUGUGAAGCACAUCCAAGUUGCUCCCAAACCUGGGAGCAAUCAUUACGUUGUUGAAGUUGAAGAUAGUUGCAACCGGAAGUCUGUUGAAGCUGUCCAGGAAAACCAACUAAUUAAACCACCAUCUGUUUACAAAACUCCAUCUGUUGAUGUGAAAUUUGAUUCAGAUACUAUGCAGAAGAUUUUUAUUGGAGGCAUGAAAUGUUUUCAAGAAGCUGAGGUGCUUAACGUUUUACCCUGCUCGAGCACUUUUUUACAAGACCGGUUAGCAAUUUUUGAGAAACAAAUGGAGCUCACAGGGAAGUGCCGUGGUGAUGCAAAUGUUCGAUAUGCUUGGCUUGCUUCUUCCAAGGCAGCAUUGCCUAUGCUUAUGACAUACGGACUUGGUCAUUGCCGACCUUCUGCCACAAAGUUCAGAUAUGCAGUUGGCAUUCAUCUAUCUGCUGCAGAUCACUGCCACAUCAGUGCCAGUGAUUGUGAUGUUGACGAAAAUGGCACUCGGCAUAUUGUAUUUUGUCGUGUGAUAAUGGGAAAUAUGGAGCCUCUUCAGCAUGGGACUCGGCAGUUCCAUCCCAGUAGUGAGGUCUUUGAUAAUGGAGUGGACGAUCUUCAAAAUCCAAGACAGUAUGUAGUUUGGAAUAUGAAUGUUAACACCCACAUUUUCCCGGAAUAUGUUGUUAGUUUCAAGGUCUCUUCCAGUGGUGAAGGUGAUGCCCUAUUUCCUUUUUCCCUUAUAUACUUCUUUCUACAUGUUUUUCGUGUGUGUGGUGGUACCAGCUGCUUUUGCACUCUUGAGUUGACGUCUCAUUAAUUUUUUGCCGAUCCAUCAUUGAUCAUUGUGGAUCCUUCUUGGCCUAUGAGCUGAAAUGGGAAUCAUCAAAGACCACUGUGCACUGUUCUGGAAUGCCGAGAACUUGGUGUCCGUGGUAUAGAAGGCAGAUUCUGUUGCAUGAUGCGUGGACAACUCUUGGUUGUGCUUUAUUACACCUGAGAUCAAAAUCUUCAAGAGUAUCUGGGUCUUGCGAAUGGGAGUGAGAGUAAGUGUGCUGCUUCAGGUAUCACCAGUGCUACAAACACAGUUCAGGGGAGUAUCCUGAUGAAGUCUCAUCAUGUGGAUCUUAAUUUACCUGUACAGUCCCCUGCUGUGGAUCUUAAUUUGGCCCCUGCAUCUGAUGAGGUCAGUGAAAGUAGACCGCUUUCUGACUCUGGGGCAUCUAUUGGACAAGCAAAUAGUCUGGGUUCAAGCAAUGGAAGGACUCAUAGUUCUCCUUGGAUGCCUUUCCCUAAGCUCUUUGCUGCUGUUUCUACUAAAAUUGCUAGGAGGGACAUGGAACUUGUUAUUAGUCAUUAUGAAGAAUUCCGGGCGAAAAGGACGAGCAGGGAAGACUUCGUUAGACAGUUGAGACUAAUUGUCGGGGACACUUUGCUAAAGACCACAAUAAUGAACCUGAACCGAAGUCAGGUGGUGUCCAAGCCAGAAGUUCGAAGCAACUAGGUGAAAGUCGCAGAAGCCAGAAGUGGUUGUGGUAGUGGCGUCAGCAAUCUUAAGCUCGCUCCCAGGGGAAUGCAUAUAUGCUCUCUUUCUGCUGUAUGGUUGGUAGUAUUUCUUCGGUUUGGUAAAAAGUUCGAACUUCAAAUACUUGGUCGAAAUGGUCCCUGGUAGUCUUGCAAUGUGUCGAUGUUAUCGUGAUAUUGUUUUAGAUUUGAUUCUGAAACAAGUUGGUAUUUUGGGAUGCUUAUUUCUUAGGAUUGCAGUUUUAGUUGAUCUGGGU